Molecule: messenger RNA, 885 nt
Organism: Malania oleifera
Lineage: Eukaryota; Viridiplantae; Streptophyta; Magnoliopsida; Santalales; Ximeniaceae
Product: extensin-like
Exons: 3
Coding region: 1-885 (294 amino acids)
Source: RefSeq, a predicted model, not a curated record
AUGGAACCGUCACUCCCGAGUGAAUCAGAUGUCAAGGAGCCCAAUGUUGAAGCAGCUCCCUACAGUGGUAAGAUAAUUGGUACACCCGAUAAAGAGGGUGAGCAAACUGGUGAGAGUCUCAUUUUCAAGGAACCAGCUCCCCUCUCCUCCUCUAUUUUUUUUCUCUGUCCCGAACUUCCAUCCAUAGCAGUUCUCUCCCUCAACUUCUCUCUUGGCACCACCAUCGGCCACCCUACUCCAACCGAGAGCCUUGCUGCAACCGAGCCACUCCACAGGCAGCCAUAUCCAGCCGUGAAGCUUCAGCGACCACCUUCUGCAGCACCAGCAAAAGCCAGAACACCAGCAGAAACCAGGCCAGCCGAGACCCGAAGACUGCAGGCACCAGCCAUCUUCUCCGGCAAGCCUCCAUGGCCACAGGACUCCAUGGAUGUAGUAGACCCAAGCACCAGCCCAAGCAGCCUCCUCUUCUCCUCUCUAUCAUCCUCACAUCCACGUCGCAGCCCUCUUCCUCCUUCUCAUCACCUAUCUCUCCGACCCUUCAUCUCUCUCCCAUCUCUCUCAGUUUCCCCAGUGACUAGAAGCCCAUGGCAACCCCAGCACCGUUCGCCACCACCGUACCCAUCUCCACGUCCAGCCACAUAUCCAUUAAUGGAGACAGCCCCUGGCUCCUCCGGCUUCGUCAACACCACCAACACCACUGUCUUCAAGCAUCAACAAGGACGGAAGCACAUCACCUCCUGGCACGGUCAGAACCCAUCCAUCAUCUCCAAUGAACCUGCACCAUCUUCGUCCCAUGCAACUUUGGCAUACCAGUCGGGCGUCAUCACUCGACCUCAUUACCAUCACCAUCCUCUGGCCACCCUCACGGCCAGCAGUUGUGCCUAG